Messenger RNA from Ilex paraguariensis (yerba mate), 750 nucleotides. Lineage: Eukaryota; Viridiplantae; Streptophyta; Magnoliopsida; Aquifoliales; Aquifoliaceae. The record is from the annotation of a GenBank genome assembly.
AUGGACACAUUCAAUUUUGUUAAAGAUGGGGUGAUUAAAUUGCCUCCUGGAUUUCGAUUUCAGCCAACCGAUGAAGAGAUUGUCUUUCAAUACCUCACACGCAAAAUAUUUUCACGCCCUUUGCCUGCAACAAUCAUUCCGGAGGUCAAUAUAUACAAACACGAUCCUUGGGAUUUGCCUGCAGGUGAGUCGGACGAGGACCGCUACUUCUUCAGCAACAAGGAAGCCAAGUACCAAAAUGGAAACCAAACCAACAGGACAACUGGUGGUGGUUAUUGGAAGGCAACUGGUUUAGACAAACAAGUUAUAAAUUCAAAAAUAAAGCCAGUAAUGGGAAUGAGGAAGACAUUGGUUUUUUAUAAAGGGAAACCUCCUCAUGCAGCUAGAACAGAUUGGAUCAUGCAUGAAUUUCGCCUUGUCCACCACGGAAAUGCUACUGAUGACAUUGCUCAGUCUACAAAGACAUCUACUCGGGGGAAUUCGUUGGUUCAAAUUGGCAAUUGGGUUUUUUGUCACAUAUUUCUGAAGAAAAGAAACAUGAACACUACUGAAGAUCACGAAAACAUAGGGACAUGCAAGGAUGACCAAGCACCAAGAUUCUACCAAUUCAUGAUGGGAAACUUGAACGAUCUUGGUCCUAACCCUCCAACCUCAUCUUCUUCUUCAAAUUCUGAUUCCAGUAGUGUCAUCACUGAGGACUCUUCAAGUCAAUUAGAUAACGAAGAAACCAGUUGCCUCGAAAUACAGUGA